Messenger RNA from Sycon ciliatum, 3522 nucleotides. RefSeq names its product arylsulfatase J-like. The record is from RefSeq and is a predicted model, not a curated record. Lineage: Eukaryota; Metazoa; Porifera; Calcarea; Leucosolenida; Sycettidae. The coding region runs from base 300 to 1997 and encodes 565 amino acids. The transcript is spliced from 15 exons.
GGCAGAACGCAGACUGUAUUUUGUCGCCCUUCUCUUUCAUGGCAUUCGGACUUGUCGGCAGUCAGUUGUUCUCCAUGACUUGCAUGAUGUACUUUCAGCAAUGGCUUGAGAGUAAAAUGGAUGUGAAAUGCUAGCCGUAGCUAUGAGUAUGACUUGGAUAAGCUGACAAGAAGCCAAUUUAGUCAGGGCCACCCUCAGUGGGCCCGUUGAACUCGGGCAUCGCGUGGCUGCGAUAAUGAUUCAACUGCCACAACUUUGAUCAAACCUAUUAUAUGGCGUAGUAAAUUGCUGCUGUGGCGAUGGGCAGCCGUGAAGCGAUCCGCUCCGUCCAGUACACAUCGCGUGUACUGCGUGCAUGCUCCGGCGUCCGAGCUCUUCUUGGCAUCUGCGCUGCGGCGAUGGCUAGUUGCUUGUUCUAUCUGAACGCAGUGGAUGUGCCGUUGAAAUGGGCUACCUGGCGUGCGGCAGAUACCACAGCACAGGAAAACAGUCCACUUGGGACACUGCUGAGCAAGUCCAAGCAAUCAGCAUCCCCACAGCCCCCUCACAUUCUUUUCGUCGUGGCAGAUGACUUGGGCUGGAAUGAUGUCGGAUUCAAUGGCAAUCCGCACGUGAAAACGCCGCACCUAGACGGACUCGCACAGGCAGGCGUCAUCCUGAACUAUUCCUACGUGCAGCCCAUCUGUUCACCGACCAGAAGUUGCUUGAUGAGUGGACGUUAUCCGUAUCGCACGGGCAUGCAGCACUCUCAUGUGGUUCCCGAAAGGGGAUUUGGACUGGACUGCAACGUUUCCACCAUUGCACAGCGCCUCAACAGAUUGGGAUACUCAACCCACCUGGUUGGCAAGUGGCAUCUUGGGUUUUGCAACAAGAAGUACUUGCCGACUCAACGCGGUUUUGACACGUUCUUCGGCCACUACCUGGGAGCGGGAGACUACUACACACACAAGUCUGUGGGAUUCCCGCCGUCGGCUUUGAAAACGCCGCUGGGCGAAAGAGGACAGAAAGUUGAAGCACUGGACCUACACCGGGACACUAGCAACUCUUCUAGCACAGUCACGUCUGAUACAGGCACCUAUGCCAGUUACUUGUACAGGCGGGAAGCAAUCCGGAUUGUGAAAAGCCACAACGCAUCUUCGGGACCUCUCUAUCUGUACCUGGCACUACAAGCGCCACACUCUCCACUGCAGGCGCCGGCUUCCUAUCAGAGAAUGUAUGAUGGAACGGUCAAUGCACGUCGCCGUGUCUAUUCUGCUAUGGUGAGUGCCAUGGAUGAUACUGUCGGCGAAGUUGUACAAGCAUUCAAGAAGCGCGGCUUGUGGAAGAAUACGCUGAUGGUUUUCACAACAGAUAAUGGAGGUCGUGUGGAUCUCGGCGGCAACAACUGGCCGCUAAGAGGUUGCAAGUCAACCGUCUGGGAAGGUGGAACGCGCGGAGUUGCCUUCGUCCACGGGCAAAUGCUGAACAAGAGGGGUUACACGUACAACGGUCUUAUGCAUGCUGUUGAUUGGUACCCGACUCUGCUUUCGGCCGCCGGACAGCCGGAAACUGAUAAAGCCAUAGAUGGGGUGGACAUGUGGCAAGCGUUGCGCAACAACUUGAGCUCGCGGCGCACCGAGUUUGUGUACAACAUUGACAAAACGGACGGCGUUUUUGCGAUACGACUUGGCAAGUGGAAAUAUAUCCGAGGUGGAUCGGGAGGUCUGUAUGAUUAUUGGUAUAAGGCAGGCGAAGAUGACAAGAAAUACCCGCUCUAUCUACGAGAGGUCUCGUCUCGACAUCAACACGAGUCUGGCCCCUGGUUGUUUGAUAUUGAAGCUGACCCCCUGGAGAAGAACAACCUUUAUGAAGAACUGCCAAACCAAGUGAAGACGAUGGAGGCCAGGUUAGCCGAGCAUAUGGAGGGGUACGUCGGCGACUUGUUCAGCCAGCAUCCUCCAGAUCCGCGCAGCAACCCGGCGCGGCAUGGUGGCGUUUGGUCUCCGGGCUGGUGCUGAGAAAACCUACGAAACUGGUUUGUCUGCAAAUCCAUCAACGUGGAUGCAGCCCACGAGGGUUGGCCCGCUGUUGGGCACUGGUUACGAGACUUCCCACCUCUCCCUCGCCGCUAGGCGCUGCGUAUGCCACCCUGAUACAAUCAGGCAUGGUGGUGGCCGGCCACAAGUGAAGCCUCCUAAGCUGGUUGUACACAGCUGCAUAGCCGGUGGAAACGCAACUGUGCCAACUUUCCUCAAGUUGCAGCCAUCAAUCUGAGGGUUGGCCUGGGCGCUGGUUACGAGAGUUCCCAUCUCACCCUCGCCGCUACGCACUGCAUAUGCCACCCUGAUAUAAUCAGGCAUGGUGGUGGCCUGCCACAAGCGAAGCCUCCUAUUAAAGCUGGUUGUACACAAUUGUAUAGCCGGUGGAAACGCAGGUGUUCGAACUUUACUGAAGCUGCAGCCAUCAAUCUGUGCACUGGUCUGUACACCAAUCCACAUGCUGUGGGUUAGUUCCGGGUUGUUGCUUACGUCAUGUACGAUACUCUCGUACAAGCAGCUCUCCAGCUUUUAGCUUUGCUGAUCAGCCUACACAGCACACCGGAUCUGCGUCUUGGCUUUUGGUCCUGCUGGCAUUGAUGCGUACGGUGCAGCGCAUUGCUUUGUAUCUUCACCACCCUAGCUCAUCUGACUUGGAUACCUGCUUCAGUGAUACAGAAUGUAACCUGUUUUAUGCGCCGACAUCUCCUGCUGCACAGUGUGUAGGUCAACUGCGCUGGCAGUAUCCGACACAUUACCUGAUUCUUCCACACGCUUAGUGCCAUGCAGCUGGUCAAUGUACACCACGGGGCCUUCCAGUAGAUAGCUGUAAGCCGGUGCUGUGGUGGAUAAUGUGAUGGAUGAUGUAAUGGAUCUAAUGACCGUAGGCAUCAUGACAUCAUCGUAUACGCUUCCUAUUGAGUGGUGAACUACUCCUAGAGCGCGUGAUGAUACGCAAUGCAAAACGCCUCAAAUAAUGACAUCGCGCAGAACUUCUCAUCAACCGUUCUGGCUUCUAUGUUAUGUCAUGUAAAACUCAAGAGGUACACAAAUGGAAACAAACUAGGGCUGUUUCGUGGUCACACAGACAGAGAGAUGAUUGGUUUUUACCAUGAAACUCUGAGCAACAACGAAACAGCCCUGUUUUUCGUCCAUUUGUAUACCUAUUGCGUACUACGCUCUGCACAUUACGGGCAUUUGAGCACUGUUGCAGGUUAAGGCCCGCUGCCUCUAUGGCAUGUAAUACUCCCGUGGUAUUUGAUAGGUCACCUUCAAGUUCAUACGUGUCUAAUACUCCCCUAGUUUAACUAACUUGUGAUCAACUCGGACAAGUUCACUACUCUCACCUAUAUUUAUUUGUUACAUUGUAAUAUUUAUACCACCUGUUACCUGUCCUACCAAUACUUGUCAACUCUCUUUUAUUUUAUUUAUGGUUAUGAGCUUGAUCAAGGAGUACAAUCAUGCAGUGUGUACUAUUUAUGUUAAAUGGACUUGUCACAUUUCAGAG